AGCGCCGCGCUGUCCCGCCCGGGAUCAGCAAGGGCCGCGCCCCGGCGGGCAGGCGGCAUGGCUGCAGUGCUGGCUCUCAGGGUGGUUGCGGGGUUGGCGGCCGCUGCGCUAGUGGCCAUGCUCUUGGAGCACUACGGCCUGGCCGGUCAGCCCUCGCCGCUGCCCGGCCCCGCGCCCCCGAGAAGGCCGCACCCGGCGCCAGGUCCCGGAGACACCAACAUCUUCUGGGGCCUGCAGAUAUCCGACAUUCACCUGAGCAGGUUUCGAGAUCCAGGCAGAGCGGUAGACUUAGAGAGGUUCUGUUCUGAAACUAUUGACAUCAUUCAACCAGCUCUCGUCCUAGCAACAGGAGACCUGACAGAUGCCAAAACAAAGGAACAACUGGGAUCCAGGCAGCAUGAAGUAGAAUGGCAAACCUACCAGGGUAUUCUGAAGAAGACAAGAGUCAUGGAAAAAACCAAGUGGUUGGAUAUAAAAGGAAAUCAUGAUGCAUUCAAUAUUCCAAGUCUGGACAGCGUCAAGAAUUAUUACAGGAAAUAUUCUGCUGUACGUAGAGAUGGCCCUUUCCAUUAUGUCCACAGUACUCCCUUUGGCAACUAUUCGUUCAUCUCUGUGGAUGCCACCUUAAAUCCAGGGCCUAAGAGACCCUAUAAUUUCUUUGGAAUUUUAGAUAAGAAACAGAUGGAGGAGCUCUUAUUACUGGCCAAAAAAAGUAGUCAAAGCAACCAUACAAUUUGGUUUGGACACUUUACAACAUCCACUAUUCUUUCUCCAUCACCAGGAAUCCGGUCAAUAAUGAGUUCGGCUAUAGCUUAUUUGUGUGGACAUCUCCAUACACUUGGUGGACUCAUGCCUGUUUUGCACACUCGUCACUUCCAGGGCACUUUGGAACUUGAGGUGGGAGACUGGAAGGAUAAUAGAAGGUACCGAAUUUUUGCUUUUGAUCAUGACCUCUUUAGCUUUGCAGAUUUGAUCUUUGGCAAUUGGCCUGUGGUUCUUAUCACCAAUCCUAAGUCACUCCUAUAUUGUUGUGCUAAACAUGAACCACUAGAAAGACUUCUUCACUCAACACACAUCAGAAUUUUGGCCUUUUCCUUAUCCACCAUUACUUCUGUCACAGUUAUGAUUGAUGAAGUUGAUUUAGGCCAGGCUGUUCAUGUGUCUGGUCCCAUUUUCAUACUGAAGUGGAAUCCUAGGAACUACAGUAGUGGGACACAUAACAUAGAGGUAAUCGUCCAGGAAAUCAUUCUUUUGUUUUCUUCCAACUUUGGCCGGAAUCUUUUCAUAAUGGGGACAAAUUCUCCAGCAUACCCAAAGGAUUCUGCUGGAAGAAGUAAGCGUGCUCACCACAUAUUUUCUGUUCAAGAGAAUAAUCAUCUCAGUUUUGAUCCCCUGGCAUCAUUUAUUCUCCGUACUGAUCACUAUAUCAUAGCCCGGGUCCUUUUUGCACUGAUCGUGCUGAUCCAGCUCAUCGUUCUCAUUACCUUUAGAUAUCGAGGAUACCCAGAGCUUAAAGAACCUUCAGGGUUUAUAAAUCUGACCUCAUUUUCUCUUCAUGUCUUGAGCAAAAUAAACAUCUUCUACUAUUCUGUGUUGUUUUUGACCCUAUAUACAGUGCUGGGUCCAUGGUUUUUUGGUGAAAUCACUGAUGGCAAAUUGGGUUGCUGCUUUUCCUUUGGGAUGUUUGUUAAUGGACAUUUCCUACAAGGCAGCGUAACAUUUAUAAUUGGAAUUCUCCAGUUGGCGUUUUUUAACAUCCCCUUGAUGGCUUACAUAUGUUGGAGCUUGCUGCAGCGGUGCUUUGGUCACAACUUCAGGUCUCAUCUCCAUCAAAGAAAAUACUUAAAAAUUAUGCCAGUUCACCUACUUAUGCUGCUGCUGUACAUCUGGCAGGUUUAUUCCUGCUACUUUCUUUAUGCAACAUACGGCACCCUAGCUUUUUUAUUCUCCCCUUUGCGGACUUGGUUGACAUUGUCGACACCUGUUCUCAUUCGUUGUGUGUGGACACUGAACCCCACCAAGCUUGGAAUCUUCAUGGUGCAGUUAAAAAGCCACCUGAACUCCUGAAGGCCAUGUCUCACCACUGGCAGCUGGGCAGAAGCCCAGCCUUUGUGUAUGUAGCCCAGGCUUCCACCCCGGUAGUAGGUGGAAGGCCAGUAUUAGUGGGUGAGUUUAGGGAGCUGCUGCUCCUUGGACUCCUGGAUGUUGGAGGGAUUACCCACUACUGAUAACCUGCAGAGUGGACUGCAGAAAAGUCUCAAAAAUGAUGCUUUUAUUCCUUCCCUCCCCAAGGAGGUAAAGGGUUGAUUUACUAUGGUGAAGAGAAAACCCUCAUCUAGGACACCCACAGGGUAGGGGUUGGGUGUGUGUGUAUGGGAGUAUCUGAGACCCAGUGUGUUUUUUAUGGCUACCCCAUAUAAAGCAUCUACCGCUGUGCUUAGAAUUCAGCAGCUGUCAAAGGCGCAGUUUCAGGGACAGGGAACCUGUGAGGAUCUGGAUCCGACCCCGACUACCUCUGAGAUACGAGUUCCCUGGUCUAUUUUCCCACAGGAUUGCGGGCUCUCUGGUUCCUUAGUCGGAAGUGUUUUCAACUAAUUAUAUAAAUGAAUGAAUGAUGAAUAAUAAAUACCUUGGGCCGGA
Messenger RNA from Callithrix jacchus (white-tufted-ear marmoset), 2640 nucleotides. It is a transcript of the gene TMEM62, whose product is annotated as transmembrane protein 62. Gene Ontology annotation, molecular function: hydrolase activity. NCBI's taxonomy places the organism in Eukaryota, Metazoa, Chordata, Mammalia, Primates, Cebidae. The record is from RefSeq and is a predicted model, not a curated record.